Messenger RNA from Eublepharis macularius, 2589 nucleotides. RefSeq names its product DnaJ heat shock protein family (Hsp40) member B4 (gene DNAJB4). Bases 262 to 1281 code for a protein of 339 amino acids. Lineage: Eukaryota; Metazoa; Chordata; Lepidosauria; Squamata; Eublepharidae. Gene Ontology annotation, molecular function: protein-folding chaperone binding. The transcript is spliced from 4 exons. Gene Ontology annotation, cellular component: cytosol. The record is from RefSeq and is a predicted model, not a curated record.
AGGACCCGGACGUAGAGCGAACGGGAGUUGGUUGCUUAGGGAUGAGCAAAGCAUCUGAAGGUGGGGGAGCGGCGCUUGAUUUCCUCCGCGGCGAGAUGAGCGAAUGACCUAAUAAGGAGCUUCUGUCUCGCGAGAGCUCGCACAGGAGUAUUUUGUUUUCUUUUGACGGGUUUUCAGCCAGCGCGUUCGGACCGUAACGGAGUGAGCAACACUACAUAGCUGACAUACAGGACAAAAGAACAGACUUUUUAAACAUUGAAAAUGGGGAAGGAUUAUUAUUCUGUUCUUGGAAUUGAGAAGGGGGCACCUGAUGAAGACAUCAAGAAAGCUUACCGAAAACAAGCUCUUAAAUGGCAUCCAGAUAAGAACAAAUCUCCCCAUGCAGAGGAAAAAUUCAAAGAGAUUGCAGAAGCCUAUGAAGUGCUGAGUGAUCCCAAAAAGAGAGAUAUUUACGAUCAAUUUGGAGAAGAAGGAUUAAAAGGAGGAGCUGGAGGGCCUGAUGGACAAGGUGGCACAUUCCGGUACUCCUUCCAUGGAGACCCACAUGCUACAUUUGCAGCAUUUUUUGGUGGUGCCAAUCCUUUUGAAAUCUUCUUUGGUAGAAGAAUGCCUGGUGGCAGGGACUCUGAAGACAUGGAAGUGGAUGGAGAUCCAUUUGGUUCCUUUACUUCUUUUAAUAUGAAUGGAUUUCCAAGAGAAAGAAACACUGUUGGUAGCCAGCCCCGUCGUAAGCAAGAUCCUCCUGUUAUUCAUGAACUGAAGGUAUCAUUGGAAGAGAUUUAUCACAGCUGCACAAAAAGAAUGCGGAUUUCCAGGAAAAGGCUCAAUCCAGAUGGAAGAAGUGUCAGAACAGAGGAUAAAAUCCUUACCAUUGAUAUCAAGAAGGGAUGGAAGGAGGGUACUAAAAUUACAUUCCCCAAAGAGGGUGAUGAAACACCCAACACUAUCCCAGCUGAUAUUGUGUUUGUGAUUAAAGAUAAAGUUCAUCCUCACUUCAAGAGGGAUGGGUCAAACAUUGUCUAUCCUGUCAAGAUUAGUUUACGAGAGGCUUUAUGUGGCACUUCAAUCAAUGUACCAACAAUAGAAGGUCGAACCAUACCUAUGACAAUAAAUGAAGUUGUAAAGCCUGGAAUGAGAAGAAGAAUUAUAGGAUAUGGUUUACCAUUUCCCAAAAACCCUGAUCAGCGAGGUGACUUAGUCAUAGAAUUUGAAGUAGUCUUCCCAGAUAGUAUAGCUCCAGCAUCAAAAGAAGUACUCAGGAGGAAUCUUCCUGUUUCAUAAGGAAAUAAGUUUUCUGAACUUUUCCAAGAGGACUCUGGACAUUGGAAAAUUUAUGCUGUAAAAGUGAAGUCUAUAACUGUGGAACUUUUGUGUGUGUGUGUGUGAAUCUGGGAGGGGAUUAUGCAGUGCUGCAUGAGAAUAGGAGGUGAAAAUACACAAGACUUACAAUCAAGUAUAAUGCUGAAACCACUUGUUGUAUUUUAGAUCUUCCUUUUCAGAAAAUUUAUCCAGUAUUUUCCUACAUGUAAAAUGUAAUCUGGGGAUAACCUGUGCAUAUCUUUCUAAUGAAGUGCUUGAACUUCAAACACUUCCUAUAUUUCUUGAUCAUCUGUGUAAGAUAUUGUAUCAUAUUAUCAGAAUCCAUAAUACAAACUCAUAUAAUAGAUGCAAUAUUCAUAUUGUAUAUAUUCCUGUAUGCUUUGUUUACAUUGCACACUAAAUGCUCAUAAGCCCAAAGAAGAUAUCUCCCCUGUAUUACAGUAGAUACUGAGGCAUUCCUUUGCUCAGUACUCAACAUGCUAGCAGCAAAUAGGUGCACCUGUCUAAGGGUAGAUGUUUUGCAGUCUAGCAAAUUUCCAGAUGGAAACACCUGUGAGAUACAGUUGUUUUAAAGACAGCCCAUGUAGAUGAUCUUAACAACAAUGUGACAGUUGGCCUACAUGUGGUAUAUCUAACACACAUUCUGGUCUUUCAAAGGCAUACAGUUCCAUGACUGGUACAUUCAAAUCCUAUGUGAUUAUCCAAGGAAAGGAAGAUAAAAGCAAAAAAGCCCUCAGUUGUUCUAGUUUUUACAGGGCUGGUACCUUGGAUGGCAAUAUAAAUCUACUUAUUUAACAUGUUUUCAGCAUUUGCCUUGAAACAUGCUUCACUGUUCUAACAUUUGUAAGUCAUUUUUUUAAAGAGAAUAUUGGAUUUUAUUAUCUGUUCAUGAGCCAGGUAUAGCUGCACUGUUAACUGAUAGUGGUCAACCAUUUUGUAUGGUUCCAGAUAGAAAAAAUAAAUAUUUUGAGAUUUGGAGUUUGGUUAUCUAUUUUCUAAGUACUAGCACAUUUAAUAUCCGUAUUAGGAUUAUAAUAUUCCUGUGAGAGUUUGUUGUUGAGGAAUUAUAUAAUUUGAGUUAGUUAACAACUUUUGAGUUGGUUUCAUACCUGGAAUACGAACUAAAAUAUGCUGUUGGUAUCCUAAGUGACCCAGAAUGAUUGUCUUUAUGACAUUAGGAGUAAAAAAAAUUGCCAGUAUUCCUUAUUCAAAUUCUUUGCUCACAAAAAUUCUUUUAUGGUCUGUAUUGCAUUUCAUACAUUUUUUAAA